UCGGGGCCGCGCCCAGCCCGUAUCGGAACUCGUGGACACGCGCGGCAGGUAAACCACAGGUGUGUUGUUUCGCAGUUUGAAGGAGACUCGCUACGACCGCACAACCGUGGAGGAAGCUCGGAAGAAAAGUCGAGCGAAGGCAUCACUGUUGAGGACGUGCGAGAAAAUGAAACUUGUCAGAUCUUAGAGGAGGAACAGAGUUUGUUCUCGCCUCAUCUGCUUUCUUUUCUUUUUUUCUUCGAUUUUGAAAUUGGAUGGAGUGAUUGAAUCUCAACGACGUGGAUAUUCACAUUAGUUGGGCUUGCUGUGUGGGGAUUGUUCAAAAUGGAUUUGAGCAUUACCACACGGAGAGGAGUUUUAUUUAUUACCUUCUCACUUUUAAGUCUUCUACAUGGCUCCAGAGGAGAAAUCCCUCCCAAACCGACCGGCAGUGUCACGAUUGUGCCCCCAGUUAAGCCCGAUGGUGUCCCCCAGGCUUACCCCGACGCAGGAAAGGCAAAUUUACCAGUCUUUACAAUGGAUUAUCCAAGAAUACAAAUACCCUUUGAGAUCACUCUUUGGGUUCUGCUGGCCUCAUUCGCAAAGAUUGGUUUCCAUGUGUACCACAAGAUCACCAUCUGGGUGCCGGAGUCGUGCCUUCUGAUCAGCAUUGGUCUGAUCGUGGGUGGCAUCAUGCACUCUGUCCAUGAGAAGCCCCCCGCUGUGCUCUCCAGCAAUGUCUUCUUCCUCUACAUGCUGCCGCCGAUUGUCCUCGACUCGGGCUACUUCAUGCCCACCAGGCCUUUCUUUGAGAACAUUGGCACGGUAUUGUGGUUUGCAGUGGUGGGGACUCUGUGGAACAGCAUCGGUAUAGGCAUGUCUCUGUUUGCCAUAUGCCAGAUUGAGGCUUUUGGUGUGCAGGACAUCAACCUCCAGGAGAACCUGUUGUUUGCCACCAUCAUCUCGGCCGUGGACCCCGUGGCUGUGCUGAGCGUGUUUGAGGAUGUGUCUGUGAACGAGCAGCUCUAUAUUGUGGUGUUUGGGGAAUGCCUCUUCAAUGACGCUGUCACUGUGGUGUUGUACAACAUGUUCAGCUUUGUGGCGAACAUGCCAGUGGUGGAGCCAGUGGAUGUUUUCCUGGGGGUGGCGAGGUUCUUCGUGGUCGGGCUCGGCGGGAUGGGCUUUGGCAUUCUGUUUGGCUUCGUGGCCGCCUUCACCACGAGAUUCACCUCCAAGGUCAGAGAAAUCGAGCCGCUCUUCAUAUUCAUGUACAGCUACCUGGCCUAUCUGGUGGCCGAGCUCUUCGCUAUCUCAUCCAUCAUGGCCAUUGUUACCUGUGCCCUCACCAUGAAAUACUACGUGGAGGAAAAUGUUUCCCAGCGUUCCUGCACAACCAUUCGCCACGUGGUCAAGAUGCUUGGCUCCAUCUCUGAGACCCUCAUCUUCUUCUUUCUCGGGGUGGUCACAAUAACAACAGAACACGAGUGGAACUGGGGCUACAUCCUGUCCACACUGCUGUUUGCCUUUGUAUGGAGAGGUCUGGGUGUCUUGGUGCUGACCCAGAUCAUUAACCCUUUCCGCACCAUCCCAUUCAACUUGAAAGAUCAAUUUGGUCUGGCCUACGGUGGUCUGCGAGGUGCAGUUUCAUUUGCCUUGGCCUUCACUCUCCCCGAUGACAUCGGUCGCAAGCAGCUCUUUGUCACGGCCACCAUUGCCAUUAUCCUCUUCACUGUGUUUCUUCAGGGCAUCAGUAUCCGACCUCUGAUUGAGUUCAUCAAUGUCCGCAGAACCAACCGCAAUCUUGACACCAUCAACGCAGAGAUCCACUGCAGGCUCAUGGAACACACCAUAGCGGGCAUAGAGGACCUGUGUGGACAGUGGAGCCACUUCUACUGGAAGGACAAGUUUAUGAAAUUCAACAAUCGAAUCCUGCGUAGGAUCCUGAUCCGAGACAGCCGGGCUGAGUCCAGUAUUGUGGCAUUGUACAAGAAGCUAGAGCUGCAGAAUGCCAUGGAGAUCCUGGACACUGUGUCGGGAGACAUCAGUGCCGCUCCGUCCAUCGUCUCUCUCUAUGAGGAGAAGAAAAACUCUGCUAAACCUAAGAAGAAGUUCCUGGCUACUGACCUGAAGAACAUGCAUGAAAUCCUGUCCAAGAACAUGUACAAGAUCAGGCAACGGACGGUGGCAUACACGAGCAAGCAUGCCCUGCCCAACGACAGCCACACCAAAGAGAUACUGAUCAGACGCCAUGCCAGCAUCCGCCGCAGCCUCCGACCCGGCAGCUUCCAGACAUCGGUGGUGCCCAGAUCUUAUAAGUACUUCUCUCUUCCUGCUGGGAAGAGUCUGGACUCAAAAUUAUUUCCACCUAAGAGACUAAGCUGUGCAGAUGAUCAGGAAACCAUGUCCGAGGUGGCGUACCCCUCAAGACGCUCUAGGUUUGGCCAGCCAGCACGCUCCUCCUCCAGAGCCAUGAUGCCGCUACGGAGGCUAGAUACCCUAAAAGAAGUACCCUCUGUCGAUGUUCUGAAUGAAGGCGGGGGUGAGAGUGGCAGGAUGGGGCAUGGCAUGUCCAGAACAAACUCCUCCUACAGUGAUCGUGUGCCUGCUCCUCGCCGUCACUUCAGCUCAUCUACUGACAAUGACAACAGAUCAGCUGAUAACUUUAGAAAUGUGCAUCAUCAGGAGGAGGAGGAGGAGGAGGAGGAGGAGCAGCAGCAGCAGCAGACUUCGUCUCCAUCUCCAGCCUGGGCUGCUGAACCCAGAGACAACGUGACACAAAACCCUCUGCUCAGGCGGCCUCAGUGGAACCCGAAGAAGAUGUAAAAGUGUUCCUGGGCUUUCAGCAGCAGCUGGACUGCAAAAGACUGAGUCUUGGGAUCUCAAGCAGCUCCAGGGCCUCUAAUUAUAACUGUUUAUUCAUACCAUGUAAAGGUUGAGUAAAAUGACAGUGGAGAUCCAUCCAUUUCUUAACAGUUGAACCAACCUUCAACAUGAGCCAAAAUGGACAGAGGUCAGAGGUCUCAUGCACAUCAGAAGCACAGUGCACUAUAGAGGAGGAACUGUGUAUGAACUGUUAACAGUGAGUCAUUCUGCCAAUUUUUGUCUGUGUAGAUAUUUCAACACAUUAAUGUGAUUUUAAAUACUUAUCUUCCCGUAGAAUUUUUAAAUAUUUAAAGGCGAUGCAAGUUAAAGUGUUUUAUUGUGGCUAGUUAUUUCUUUGCUAUUUACAUGUAAAUAUAGUAUUUUUUUGUAUUUUUAUUGCCUGUUGUAACAGCUGUAUGAUUGGGGAUACAAAAUUUGUAACUAGGCCAUUUUAGUUGAACAUGAGGAACUAUUGCUGUGCAGUACAAAGUACACUUGGGAGUAACUGGGGGCAUUUCAUAUGUCUGCUAUGCUAAUGGAUCCCACAAAUCCAGGUUCACUUCGUUAUCGUUGUCUGUUCAUGUAAUAAAUUUUCUAAGCUGCAGAAAGCAGUUUUCAAGCA
Messenger RNA from Xiphias gladius (swordfish), 3463 nucleotides. RefSeq names its product solute carrier family 9 member 2 (gene slc9a2). Bases 325 to 2802 code for a protein of 825 amino acids. Gene Ontology annotation, biological process: sodium ion transport; proton transmembrane transport; regulation of pH. Gene Ontology annotation, molecular function: sodium:proton antiporter activity. Gene Ontology annotation, cellular component: membrane. NCBI's taxonomy places the organism in Eukaryota, Metazoa, Chordata, Actinopteri, Istiophoriformes, Xiphiidae. The transcript has 13 exons. The record is from RefSeq and is a predicted model, not a curated record.